AUGCAAGUACCCCGGACAAUUACUAUCCUGGCUUUACUGGCCUCCGCCUCCGCUCAUGCCAUCCGUCGGGAUGAAAGCGAGCCUAAGGCUGAUUUCUCGAAGACCUGCGACAAGAUUACCGUUCCAAAGGGUGGCAACCACUUGGAAGCAGAAUGUACUAGGUCAAACGGGGAAAAGAAGAAGAGCUCUCUAGACCUGAACUUCUGCAUCCGGGCCACAUAUGGAGGUAUGGAACCGCACGCUAACGGCCAUUUCUGGGGAAAUCCCGGAUGUACUGGUUGUCAAGUUCUCAAAGAGUCGCCACAUACUUUACAGUGCGUGUGUAUGACUUCACAGUUGGGUGCCUUCAAGAAGGCAGAGCUUGACUUGGAUAUCAUGGUGUGGAACAAUGAUGGUCUCAUGCAAUGCUAUGACCGCCGCGCAAACGCUAUCUAG
This is a messenger RNA of Aspergillus caelatus, 435 nucleotides long. RefSeq names its product CVNH domain-containing protein. The transcript is spliced from 3 exons. Lineage: Eukaryota; Fungi; Ascomycota; Eurotiomycetes; Eurotiales; Aspergillaceae. The coding region runs from base 1 to 435 and encodes 144 amino acids. The record is from RefSeq and is a predicted model, not a curated record.